AUGGCAUGGCAGAACUCCGCUGGCAUGGGGGGCAGCGGAGGGAGUGCCGGUGGUGGGAGCGAGGCAGGUAAUAGUGGAGGUCAGCCUCAAGGCACAGAGUAUACAUUACAAGGGGUAAUGCGCUUCCUACAAACUGAAUGGCAUAGACACGAGCGUGAACGGAAUGCCUGGCAAAUUGAAAGAGCGGAGAUGAAGUCGCGAAUAGGAAAGCUCGAGGGCGACGGGAGGACAAACAAGCGACUACGGGAAUCAAUGGACAAACACAUCAGGCUUCUGGAGCAUGCCCUCAAAAAGGAGAGGGAAAAAGCCAAAUCUCCGCAAUCUGGGACGCAACCAGAGGACAAGAAAGAGGAGAUUCAGGCCACGAAGCAGAACGUCAGGCCGACCUCUAAGGGCAAACCUCACAACUCCUUCCUCGACCUCGAACCCGAAGAUCAAUCCUCUCCAAGUCUCAGACACGAAUCGGAAAGAGAUAGGUCACGGUUGUACCUUGGCAAAUGCAUCGAAGAGGUCUCGUACCACGUCUUAUCGUUCAACGGCCAGCAGCAAUAUAGCGAAGAGCCGGAGCAAGCACUUCAGAAUCACCAAUACGCCAACGAUCAACAACCACAGAGGUCUUUAGAGGAGGUGUAUGUCCAGCAAAGACAAAAGCAGCUACCGACAAAUUACGGAUCAUUAGGACCAUCGCCUCUACCUAAUCAUCAACCUCCACCCGUCCCUCGAGUCUCUGAUAUUCCAGCACUCUCUCGCACCUCACAGCCACCAGAACAGGCAUCCUACAUGAGUCGAAGUCUGCCGGAACGACAAGCGCAACAGCAAAACCCGCCUCUUACCGCUAUCGAUCGGUCAAAUCAACCUCGGUCAGAAUACGGCUUCCCUAAUCGUGAUCGCGAUGAGCAAGUUGAAAAGGUGGCACAUAGCUAUGAUUCAUUUGGCCGACCUAUACCACCUCGCGAAGAAGAGGAGAACGCCAAAACAUCAGAAGAGCCGGAGGUUGCGGAUGCAGAUGGGUGGAAUUUUGACGACCCUGCAGAGCCUCCUCUUACUGAAGACCGGCCUGCGCCAGAGCAACCAUUACCUCAAAGACCUGAUACCGACGUCUUCCCAAACGCAAACAACGUUGCAUUGAAAUCUCCUACGCGCGGGGGGCCUGGUUCGCAUAGACGGAAAAGCUCUUUAUCGAGAAGGCGGCCGAGCGAUGGAUCACAUGAGCUGAGAGAGCUAUCAACGUCGCAUACGGGUGGCAGCUUCAGAGGCGAUGCUGGCCAGUUCAAGGUUCGCUUCGCACUCAGAGGUCAUCUCGACGUCGUGCGAUCCGUCAUUUUCUCCGGUGGAGGGAGCCCAGCGCAACCUGAGAUCUGCACCGCUGGGGAUGAUGGGACAAUCAAGAGGUGGACGGCCGGCAGCAAUCCAAACAAGGGAGAAGAUCUGGAUCUCAAGUGCGAUCAAACCCAUCGAGGCCAUACUGGAGCCGUUCUCUCGCUUGCAGCAUCUCCUGUACACCAGCCAUUUACAAACGGCGGUAGGGCCCAAGGAGAUGGCUGGGUCUUCUCGGGAGGGCAAGACGCUACCGUACGAGUCUGGGAACGGGGCAGGGUUGACCCGAAAGCUACACUGGAUGGUCAUACAGACGCCGUGUGGACGGUCUGCGUCCUGCCUGGAACUUCUGCAUCCAUACUUGGAGAUCAGUCUACGCAUCACGGUGGGCCGGACCGAACGAUCAUUGCAUCCGGUGCCGCGGAUGGAACAAUACUCAUCUGGGCUGUCAGUACACCACCUCAAGCAUCAUCACCGCAUCAAGCGUCGAGAAGGGGUACGGGGGGUAGUCGAAGAGCAAAUUCGGUAUCGGCAGGCUCCAACUUCCCAUCCUCACCACAGCCAAACACCGCUACUUCCAAACCAUUUCAAUACUCCCUCGUCCACCGGAUCGAGAGGCCCGAUCACCCAUCACCCACAUGUAUCAGUCCUUUGUCCAUAUCCGGUGAGACUUUCGUGGUGUCUUAUGCUGACGCUUCCAUUCUCGUCUACAACACCCGCACAGCAGAAGAGAUGGUCGGCAUGGCGAGUCUGGAAACGUAUGACGGGACUGCCAGCACAGGCGUCAAUGCGGUAGGCGCUACGACUGUGGGUCUGGAGGGCACCAUGAGCUUUGACUCUGGAAGAGGGGUAUCGGAAGAUGAGAGCACGGUUCACGGCCCUACUGGAUCGAGCAGCGGUGUUGAAGGCGUGAUACUCAGUGGGCACGAAGAUCGCUAUAUCCGAUUCUUCGAUGCCAACAGCGGUCAAUGCACGUACGACAUGCUUGCCCACCCCGCCGCCAUCUCUGCGCUCUCCCUCUCACCCUCGGGUGCGGAACUUGUCUCUGCCGGUCACGAUGCUAGUCUCCGAUUUUGGUCGCUGGAGAAAAGAUCUUGCGCACAAGAAAUCACGAGCCACCGGCUCAUGCGCGGCGAAGGCAUCUGCAGUGUUGUGUGGAGUCAGGACGGCAGGUGGGUGGUCAGUGGAGGAGGCGAUGGUGUUGUGAAGGUGUUUUCCAGGUCCAAUGGGGACCAAAGCAGGCAGACCCUCCUCCCCUUCGCCCUCCUCCUUCCCCUCACCACAGCUGCAGAAACAGUCCUCGGCCUCUACAUCUUCUCCCGCCAUGGUGACCGCACAUCAAAAGCAUGGCCUCCCACCAAGCUCACAAACUUGGGGUACAACGAAAUCUUCUCCUCCGGGACCUGGUUCCGCGAGAACUACAUCAACGGCUCCUCCCCCAUCAAUGGCAUCGAACCGAAUAACGUCAAGCUAUCCCAGAUCGCUGCCUCGGCGCCUCUCGAUAAUGUCCUUAUGACUUCCGCCCAAGGCUUCUUACAGGGACUCUAUCCUCCUGUUGGCGCGACGCUGGGAAGCCAGACUCUGGGCAAUGGCACUGUCGUGGCAGCGCCGCUGAAUGGAUACCAACUCAUCCCCAUCCAGACAGUCACCACCGGUACGGGGAGUGAGAACGACGCUUGGCUACAGGGUGCGAGCAACUGCGCAGAUGCGGAGAUCAGCUCAAACAACUACCUCACGUCGCCUGAAUAUCUGGCUCUCCUGAACAGUACCCAAGCUUUCUACAGCAACAUCCUCCCAACCAUCAACACCACUUUCAACGCCAGCCAGGCCAAUUUCGCAAACGCUUACUCAAUCUUCGACCACCUCAACGUCGCCGCAAUCCACAACGCCACCAUCCCCUCCUCCAACCUCCUCACCCCCGACGCCCUCCUCCAAAUCCGCACCCUGGCCGACACCCACGAGUUCAACCUCGCCUACAACGCCUCGGACCCCAUCCGCGCCGUCGCCGGCGCCACCCUCGCCGCCCAAAUCGUCACCGCCCUCAACGCGACCGUCGCCUCCAACGGCACCGCCGCCCCCGUCACCCUCCAACUCGGCGCCUACGGCCCCUUCCAGUCCUUCUUCGGCCUCGCGGACCUGCCCUCCCUCGGCCCCGACUGGGUCGGCAUCCCGGACUACGCGUCCACGAUGACGUUCGAACUCUUCACCGACGCGCCGCCCUCGCCCUUCCCCGCCGCCGACGACCUCCGGGUCCGCUUCCUCUGGCGCAACGGCACCGCGGGCGGCGCCGGCGCCCCGACGCCGUACCCGCUCUUCGGGCAGCAGGACUUGACGCUCGCUUGGACCGAUUUCGUGUCCGGGAUGGAUAAAUUCGCCAUCGGUUCGCAGGCCGAUUGGUGCACGGCGUGCGGGAAUUCGACGGGCGCGUGCGCUUCCUCCUCCUCGACGCUCACGUCGCCUUCGUCGGGCGGGAAGGACGGCGGUGGCGGUGGUGGUGGUGGUGGGGUCAGCAGGCCUGUCGCGGGCGUCAUCGGCGCCAUGGUUACGCUGGCUGUGGUUCUGGGCGUUGAAGGGUUGAUCAUGUUAGUGGCGGGGUUGAGGUUGGUGGGGAAGAGGAGAUUGGGGGCUGGGGCGAGGGAGGGGGCGGUGAGGCCGAAGGCUUGA
Molecule: messenger RNA, 3981 nt
Organism: Letharia lupina
Lineage: Eukaryota; Fungi; Ascomycota; Lecanoromycetes; Lecanorales; Parmeliaceae
Exons: 6
Coding region: 1-3981 (1326 amino acids)
Molecular function (GO): protein binding
Source: RefSeq, a predicted model, not a curated record